UCUUUUUUUAUUUUAUUUUUCUUUUUGUUUUUUCUUUUUUCUUUUUCUUCUUUUUCACGCCUCUUUAACAUAUAUCACUUAUGGCAGGCUUGGCUUCAAGAGCGUUUGAUGCACCUGAAACAUUACCAGACGGAUCCAUGUUGCAGGUUGAUUCUCCUGAACCUACAUUAUUAAAAGUAGAUACAAUUCAUCCCAGGUUGGAUCGAACUCAGUCUUGGAAAAAUGGUCUGGGUAAAACGUCGGAAAUCGCUAUUUAUCCACCCGACAAAGAUUAUCGCAAAGAUUCAUUCUUUUGGCGAUUUAGCUUGAACGAAAUAGAUGCGGACUUUAACUUUCCUGUUCUGUUGGGAUAUGAAUAUACAACCAUUAUAUUGAAUUCAACGAUUCAUCUCAGUCAUCGCGGCGAAGAAGUAGCGCAUACUGUCAAACCUUUAUUUCCCUAUGGCUGGUGCGCAGAAUGGAUCACUUCUUGUCGAGUGACCCAUGCACCGGUGGAAAGCCUUUUAUUUCUCAUCAAGCGAGAUUUAGGUACGGCACAAUUUUCUGUAGAUAAAAUUGGACAAAAUGAAAAUGGAGAGAUUGGACGUAAGCUCUUGUUGGGCUCCUUUGCUAUCGUUUAUGUGAUUGAAGGUCAUGUUAAAAUCGGUCUCGACGAAAAUGGAAGUCAAGGACGACAUGAUACCUUGUCGGCAGGACAAACUUUAUAUGUAGAACGUGAUGAAGAUGCAUCCCCCACCAGCAUGAUUAUCAAAGCCUCAGAUGAGCAAGGCAACAUCCAUCACCACGACCCAGUAGAAGACGCUACGAUUCUAAUUAUUCAAAUCACGGAAACCAAGACCACGGGAGGAGGUGCUUCUACCGUGGCCUCGGAAAAGGGAGUGACACCCACGACCACCACCGCUACCGCCGCUGCAGAUCAGCCAUCCGGUAUCAAAACGACCACGCUACCUUCCACCAAAGACCAAGAGGAACGACAAGAAAAUGAAAAAAUAGCGCCCAGUAAACUGCGUGAUCCACGGCGUAAAGGUUCUUUGGUCGUGUAUGAUGAUCAACCUUUUUGGAACUUGCCAGAAAAAGUCGUGCAACGGAUGGCUGAACAAGAAGCCCAUGCUUCGGCUUCUGCGAUCCCUACCUCUUCCGAUGAUGUAGGAGGAGAACUCGCAUCCACACUCAAACAAACGCAACCCCCCUUACCCCCCUUACCACCAGCACCAGCACCACCAGUACCACCCCCCUCCGCCGCGACGCCACCCCGACCCACGAGGGGUCCUCAGCGUCGUGACAGUCUCGCCAUGUUGCGAGGCAAAUUAGACGCCAUGCAAAUCUAUGAACCGCCCCACUUUUCCUCUCUCGAUCGUGAUACCGAUGUCCCUCCUCCCAUUAUACGUGAUAAAUUGACCGUAAACGAUUUCCCUGAAAAAACCAUCAGUACGGCUUGGAUCAAGUUGGUCAAGCAAGGCUUGAGCGAAUGGAUCCGUUUGCCCGUCAUUGUCUGUCGUGGUACGGAUACCGAAAGCCAUCCUGUGGUGGGUAUCACAGCAGCGGUCCACGGAAACGAAUUGAACGGUGUACCUUGCAUUCACUGUGUCGUGUCGGAAAUUGAUGUCAAUCAUCUCAAGGGCACCGUCGUCGCCGUUCCCUGUGUCAAUGUGGCAGGCUAUCUCAAGUUUACUCGUGAGUUUGCAGACGGUCGAGACUUGAACCGCUACUUUCCAGGGCGUGAAGACGGGUUUGCAGCUCAGGUCUUUUGUCAUCAUCUCAUGAACAAGGUCAUUUCUCAGUUUCAUUAUUUGAUUGAUCUGCAUACCGCGAGUUUUGGAAGAGUCAAUUCCUACUAUGUUCGUGCCGAUAUGAACGAUGCCACGGCAGCGAGAAUGGCACGUUUGCAACAACCUCAAAUCGUUUUGCAUAAUUCAGGUCAGGAUGGUACCUUGCGUUCCGCUUGUUCAGCCAAAGGUAUCAAAGCCAUCACGGUCGAAAUUGGCAAUCCUCAACUCUUCCAAAGUCAAUAUGUGCAGUGGUCUUAUAUGGGGGUGAUGCGGAUCUUGGAUGAUUUAAACAUGUAUUCUUUAAAUGAGGCAGCGACCAAUGAUAUGGUCAUUCAAGGUCCCCCCAACACCAUCCUGUGUUCCAAAGGCUUUUGGAUCUAUACAAAAACAGGCGGUGUAUUAGAAGUGUUUCCGGGCGUCAAUACGAUUAUCAAGAAAGGAGAUCUCAUUGCACGUAUCAAAAAUAUUUUUGGUAAUGUGAUUGAAGAAUAUUAUGCUCCCUGUAGCGGUAUUGUCAUUGGUAGAAGCUCUAAUCCGGUAGCCAUGUCCGGUGACCGUAUUCUUCAUUUGGGUGUCAUUAAAAAGAAGAGUGAAAGUUUACCCAAAGAAGCCAAAGAAAAUUAUUGAUGAUGAUGAUAAAAGGGUAGGUCUUUUUUAUUAUUCGCCCUCCCAAAAACGAAUAUACAAAACAGAGAA
Mycotypha africana is the source of this 2465-nucleotide messenger RNA. RefSeq lists its product as uncharacterized. Gene Ontology annotation, molecular function: hydrolase activity, acting on ester bonds. The transcript has 6 exons. Lineage: Eukaryota; Fungi; Mucoromycota; Mucoromycetes; Mucorales; Mycotyphaceae. The record is from RefSeq and is a predicted model, not a curated record. Bases 81 to 2396 code for a protein of 771 amino acids.